AUGAGCUACAUUCCCUCGGUUUCCUCGGCGGCGGCCAAUAUGACAAAUAUGAAUAUGUCGAAUAUGGCUUCGUAUUUUUCUAGAAGCGGAUAUGCGCCGGCUCCGCUUGGAGGCCUUCCCACCGUCCCAUCCCACCCAUUCGGAAUGGGAUAUUUGAGCCAAGGCUUGGCCGAGUGUCAAGGAGCAACUCUAGCCUGGGGUGCCCAAGCUCCGCCAAGAAAGCAGCGCCGUGAGCGGACGACGUUCACGCGGAGUCAGCUCGAGAUAUUGGAGAGCUAUUUUGCGAAAACGCGCUAUCCGGAUAUCUUUAUGAGGGAGGAUAUGGCGGUGAAGAUUCAGCUGCCGGAGAGUCGCGUUCAGGUGUGGUUCAAAAACCGUCGCGCCAAGGCCCGCCAACAGAAGAAAGCCCAAGCCCAAGCCCAACAAGCCGCCGCCCAGGUCACGAACGGCUCCACCGGCACGGCUCCAUCCACCGGAAGCAAUAGCGAGGGUGGCAGCACCUCGGCCAGUACCGAACCCGUUGAGUUCCAAGUCAAAACGGAAGACGUUGAGCCAUCACUGUCUGAUCAUUCCACGACAUCUCCAACCGAUACUGAGGGAACGGACGCUAAGCCGAUUGUUUCGACUUCGGCGGCUCUACAUGCUCAGACGUACCUUGCUGCACCUACUAAUGGAUAUAGUGCGGCCGCCUUGUCAACGUACGGCGCCUACGCCUACCCGCCAACAACGGCCACCACCUAUUCGCCGAUAGACUAUCUCUACGCUCAGAACGGGACGAACGGCUACGCCGAGCAGUGGAUGUUCGCCAACCAGGCAAAGAUGCCA
Molecule: messenger RNA, 825 nt
Organism: Mesorhabditis spiculigera
Lineage: Eukaryota; Metazoa; Nematoda; Chromadorea; Rhabditida; Rhabditidae
Source: the annotation of a GenBank genome assembly